Phytophthora sojae is the source of this 1950-nucleotide messenger RNA. RefSeq lists its product as hypothetical. The record is from RefSeq and is a predicted model, not a curated record. Gene Ontology annotation, biological process: tRNA methylthiolation. NCBI's taxonomy places the organism in Eukaryota, Oomycota, Peronosporomycetes, Peronosporales, Peronosporaceae. Gene Ontology annotation, cellular component: endoplasmic reticulum. The coding region runs from base 1 to 1950 and encodes 649 amino acids. The transcript has a single exon. Gene Ontology annotation, molecular function: 4 iron, 4 sulfur cluster binding; tRNA (N(6)-L-threonylcarbamoyladenosine(37)-C(2))-methylthiotransferase activity.
AUGGACAUCGAGGACAUGAUCGGCGAGGAGGAGGUGGACCGCGCGGCCGUGAGCUCCGUGCGCACGCCCAUGGUGGCGCCCAAGCCGCGCUUCCAGCCGCCGUCGGCGGCCACGAGCAGCACGGCCAGCAGCAGCUCCGCGAGCGGCGACGGGGACGCCAAGGAGCCGAGCGUUCCGGGCUCGCAGCUCAUCUGGAUGAAGACGUACGGCUGCUCGCACAACGUGAGCGACUCGGAAUAUAUGCAGGGCGUGCUGGCCAGCUACGGCUACCGCUUCACGCAGGACCCGGACGCGGCGCAGCUCUGGCUGCUCAACAGCUGCACGGUCAAGGACCCGUCCCAGGCCGCCUUCAUGCACCUGGUCGUCAAGGGCCGUAAGCAGAGCAAGGCCGUGGUCGUGGCCGGUUGCGUGCCGCAAGCUGACCGACACCUCAAGGGCCUCGAGGAGGUCAGCAUCGUCGGCAUCCAGCAGGUGGACCGAGUCGUGGAGGUCGUGGAGGAGACGCUCAAGGGCCACACGGUGAGGCUGCUGUCCAAGAACCGCCUGCCGGAGCUGGACCUGCCCAAGAUCCGCAAGAACCCCAUGGUGGAGAUCAUCCCGCUGAGUACGGGCUGUCUGGGCGCCUGCACGUACUGCAAGACACGUCACGCGCGCGGCAAACUGGGAAGUUACACGCCCGAGGCGAUUGUUUCAAGAGCUCAGACGGUGAUUAGCGAAGGUGUGACGGAGAUCUGGCUGUCGAGUGAAGACACUGGAGCGUACGGCAUUGAUAUCGGUACGGAUCUCCCCACUCUGCUCCGCAAGCUGCUCGAAGUUGUGCCAGAUGGUGUCAUGCUCCGUGUGGGCAUGACCAACCCCCCGUACAUUUUGGAUCAUUUGGAUGCAAUCGCUGAAGUGUUGAAGCAUGAACGCGUGUACUCGUUCCUGCACGUGCCGGUACAGUCGGGUAGUGACGAUGUGCUGCUGGCCAUGAACCGUGAAUACACGGCGGCUGAGUUCCGCCGCGUGGCUGAUGAACUGCUCGCUAAAGUGCCAGACCUCACACUGGCGACUGACAUUAUCUGCGGCUUCCCAUCGGAGACGGAGGAACACUUUGACGAAACGAUGGACCUUGUGGAGAAAUACCGCUUCCACAUUAUGAACAUCUCGCAGUUUUACCCUCGUCCGGGAACUCCUGCGGCCAAGAUGAAGCGUGUGCCGACCCAAGUGGUGAAGAACCGCAGUCGCAAGCUCACCAAGCUUUUCGAGACGUUCGAGCCGUACACACACCUCGUGGGUACUACGCAGAAGGUGUGGGUGAACACGGAGGUAUCUGACGAUAAGAAGUACACGGUGGCACACACGAAGAAUUAUACGAAGGUGCUUCUUCCGCGCGACGAUUCCCUCAUCGGGUGCUCGGCAGAGGUGCGCGUCCUCACAGCGGCCCGAUUCCAUAUCACGGGCGAGGUGAUUUCGCGUUCCCAACCCGCUACGGUAGCGGCGGCGGCUAUCCGCGAGCAGAUCCGCACGGAGGGAGAUCUGUCAGCGGCUGAUCGAUCGAAGGCCUUGUCGAAGGCACAGAAGGCUGCCGCGUCAAGUUGCAAUGGCGACGGUAGCUGUGGAGGCCACGACCACGACCACGCGCAUGAUCACGAUCACGAAGGGGAUGAUCACCAUGGCGAAGGAGGCUGCUGCGGUGGCAGCGGUACGUGUUGCUCGUCCGGUGGCGACGGAAAGGGCUGUGGCGGCAAGUGCGGCUCCAAGUCCAAGAAGAAGAAAACGGUGGCCAAGGAGCCUCUGCGGAAGAAGGCACACGGUAAAACUAACGGGAACGGCUUGGCAUCAUCCAUCACGACGACCCUGGCUGCGAAGUGGGACGAAAUGCGUGAUGACAAGGUCGCACUAGCGGCCCUCACCACACUGGUAGUGUCGGCAUCUAUUGUUGCAGCUCGUUUGCUCACGCGCAAGUGA